Molecule: messenger RNA, 1002 nt
Organism: Aureobasidium namibiae CBS 147.97
Lineage: Eukaryota; Fungi; Ascomycota; Dothideomycetes; Dothideales; Saccotheciaceae
Exons: 3
Coding region: 1-1002 (333 amino acids)
Source: RefSeq, a predicted model, not a curated record
AUGACCAAAGAAUUGCUGCGCUGGGAGGACAGUCCUGGUCUUGAGCACCACUGCCCAAAGUGCCAGACACCCCUUAACAACCCCAGAGCCAAGCACACCUGCUACUUCAAGCAUGUCGAGAUCUGUCCAUUGUUCCACCAGCAUUUCUUCAUGAUCGGAAGAACACUGACGUACACAACAAACACAGGCCAAGCUCACAACUGCGACACUUGUCGCCGCAACAACAACGCUCACGAUGAGCGCCACCGACAACUUGCUCUCCUCCUCCGCGAACUGGCUCAACUGCAAAAAGACCAAGGCUUUGAAUCCAUCGUCUUCCCGGCCUUGCCCUUCUUACCAACCAGCACCAGCAAAAGACCCUCUUCCUCCUCCGCUGGUGACGAGGAUCCGGAACUAACCCCCAAGCUCAAGAAGCGCGAGCGCAAAAAGGCGAAGAAACGAAUCAAAGCACUCAAAGGAGGUGAUGCACUCACCACUGCCCAAAUCGCUGCCGUAGCAGCUGCUCUCCACCCUGCAUCGCGUAACAACAGUACCGCUUCUACUUCUUCUUCGUCGACCAAUGCCACCGAGACCAGCGACCACGACACCGAUACCCCUGCCACGCCCACCUCGCCAGUCUCGCCAUCCUCACCCAUCACACCAACCACACCCACCACGCCCUCCUCCCUUUCCACCCUCAUGAAUGCAAACAAAGCCUUCCACCCAGACGUCGACGGCAAGCUAAACUCUUCACGCAUGACGCUCCAAACAUCUCUGCUCUCCAUCCUCUCCACCAGCUAUCCUUCUCUCGAGACCUCUGUUGCCAAUGCACUUUGCGCUCUCAACAUCCCUGAUGUUUCCGACAAGACUCCAAAGUGUAUUGUGGAGCUGGUCGAAAAGGUCAAGCAAGCGGUCAAAGAGGAUCUGCGGUGUGCAGAGGGAGAGUUGAGGAGAUUUCAUUUGAGGGAGGCGGCGUGGUAUCGGUUUGUUAAUAGGAGUGUGUUGGCUUUGAGGGAGGAAUGA